CUAAUAUUAAAAUUAAGACCUUCAUAGUGUAAGAACAUUUAUUACUAUGUUCUUACCACUUAUAUUACACAGGUUUUAUUUCCAUUUACUUAAUUCGUAAUAUAUAUUAAUUAACAUAGAGGGAGAUGCUGAUUUGACAAUUCUACUCGUCUGUAGCCCGGAGCUACUGACAUCGAACCAACAAAGGACAAUUGUGUUUGAGUGGCCGUUAUAGACAUAGUUUUCAAUACUAUUACUUUCGUCUUAUUUAUAUUAUUUAUAACUUAACUUGUUUUAUUCAACGACCUGUCUAUCGCCAAUUGUCAUCAUAGCCAACCAACUCCGUCUCACUUGGAUAUACCUACUAACCAAUUGUAGUAGGAUUCAGGUUUAUGAUAAUAGUAUUUAACUUAAAUACAUGGAGAAGUUAAAGUCUAAAUACAUUAUACCUAACUAAUAUUGCAUAGCAACGGUAAGCAUAUUCAAUAUCAUAUUUCUCCAUGGAAACUGUUCAAUUAGUUUUUUUUCAAUUUUUUCAAGCUGAUUUUGUAAAUUUUGAUUGAACAAAUCGUAAAAAAUCAACUAACAUAAUGGAAGACGAAGAUUUUGAUGAAUCCAUGCGAAAAGUUAAUCUAAUCGGUGGUAUUGUUAAAGACAUAGCCUCUAAAGACGAUUGUAAAUCUCGUUUGGGAAUGAUCCGUGCUGAAGAGCUGCUAGGGAACUAUGAUAAAACGUGGGAUGAAAGUUCAUUGAAAACCGUUCAAAACGGUACAAAAAUUAAUCUUAAAGCUUUUGAAGAUUUAAAUACGCAUAAUGAGAAAGUCCCAACAGACGCAGCUGGUUUUAUGGCAUACGUGGAAAGAGAUGCAAAACAGAGAGCUGAUGCUAAAAAAAAAGAAAUUAAACAAUCAGACUAUUUUAAGACCAUGGGUAACCACGAGUAUAGGAAUAAAAAUUUCGAAAAAGCUUUAAUUUAUUAUAAUCAGGCGAUUGAUGUUCGCAAAGACAGUUGUGUACUGUAUACCAAUAGAGCAUUGACAAAGAUCAACUUGGGUUUGUUAGACGAAGCUGUUGCCGAUUGUGAUAAGGCGUUGCGCAUCAAUGAACGGUCGCUGAACGCAUUGCUGUAUAAAGCGGAAGCUUUAAACGGGUUGGGUGACAUGGCGGUGGCAAAGCAAGUAUUAGCUGACGCCCUGAACACUUAUCCAGACAAGACACAACGCAUACAAGAUUACCGAAAGAAGUUGAAUUUAUGAGAGAUUUUCUACUUGUCAUGCUUCAUUUUCAGUUAUUUUUGAAUAAGAAAAAUAGAAAUGACUAUUAAUAUUUUAAAUUAUAUAUUAUCAAAUAAAUAAGUCAACGUUUAUUUAUUUCGAAAAAAUUAUCUUCUAACAAUAAUUUAUAAAAAUAAAACAGAAAAAAUACUUUAAAAAUUAUUAAUGUAUUUU
This is a messenger RNA of Daktulosphaira vitifoliae (grape phylloxera), 1427 nucleotides long. Its product is annotated as tetratricopeptide repeat protein 12-like. The record is from RefSeq and is a predicted model, not a curated record. The coding region runs from base 570 to 1235 and encodes 221 amino acids. The transcript has 6 exons. Lineage: Eukaryota; Metazoa; Arthropoda; Insecta; Hemiptera; Phylloxeridae. Gene Ontology annotation, molecular function: protein binding.